Molecule: messenger RNA, 793 nt
Organism: Drosophila busckii
Lineage: Eukaryota; Metazoa; Arthropoda; Insecta; Diptera; Drosophilidae
Exons: 1
Coding region: 83-685 (200 amino acids)
Source: RefSeq, a predicted model, not a curated record
UAGCUUUAGUUUAACAUCAAAUUUCGUUUAGUUGAAUGUCGAAAGUGUUUUUCGAUUCUUAAUUUUUGGCGCUAAAUUAUAAAUGGCGGAUGAGGAAAACGCUGAAGCUGUAACAGCAGCAGUUGAAGAGCAGCCUGAAAAUGCAGCCGAUGGCAUCAUGUCGCCUCUCAAGCUCAUGGACGAUGCAGCAUCGGAAGCUACAGUGGGCGUUGAAGAUGAAGACGACGAAGAUGAAGAGGAAUCCGAUGCUGAUUCCGAAAGCGAUCUCUUUGAGCUGCUGCACUCGGACAGCGAAGACAACGAAGAGCAAAUGCAACAAUAUCGCGAGUAUCUGGACCUAACCAAGCAAAUCGAUUGCCAGAAUGCCAUUAUCAAGGAUUUGAAGUCACAAAUGCGCGACUUGCUCCACUUGCCCUGCCAAACGCGCAGCGACAAACUUAAGUGUAAACAAUUGAACAUUUGUUUGCAGCAGGAGAGUCUCAAGCUCAAGACGAUGAUGAAUCGCGCCAUACAGCUGCAGAAUUUCGGCUCUCAGCGUUGGUAUGCGGAACUGGAGCUGGAGACCACAGGCCUGGAGGAGCAGCUGAUGAAAGGCAAUAGAUUCCAAGGCUGCUCGGGCCUAAGCAGAGAUGCUGCCAAUUUUGAUUGUAAUGUUGAGGACUCGGAUGAUGAGUGCUGCAGAUGAAAAUUUAUAUAGAAAAUAUGUAUCUUGUAUGCCAAAAUCAAAGCUGUUAAAGUGUGAUUAAGAUUAUAUUUUAAAUAAAUUAUUUAUUUAAGCAAAAUAAUGCAAAUA